Messenger RNA from Striga hermonthica, 570 nucleotides. NCBI's taxonomy places the organism in Eukaryota, Viridiplantae, Streptophyta, Magnoliopsida, Lamiales, Orobanchaceae. The record is from the annotation of a GenBank genome assembly.
AUGUAUUAUGGAGUUUUGCAAGAAAUUCUAGAACUUCAUUUUACUGAUCGAUUAUCCGUUGUUUUGUUUCGGUGCAAGUGGUAUAAAUCUGAUAGGCGACAUAUUUUGCAAGAGAAAAAUAUCAUAAACAUCGACAUAAGUUCUGAGGCUUACAAGGAUGAUCAAUUCAUACUUGCCACUCAAGCUAGGCAGAUAUUUUAUACCGAUGAUCCUUCUCGUUCUCCAAACUGGCGAGUAGUGCAUGAAGUACAUCAUACCGUGGAUAUUAGUCCGUUAACGGAGGUACUAACCGAAGUGGAUUUAUUGCACUCCGAUAACUCUUCACAUUUCUCCCUUUUUGUGGAUCUCGGAAAUCUCGAAAAUGUGGAGCUACAUCAAGAUAGCAUGCCACCUGACCAUGUUAUUGAAACCUCGAUUCCAUCUUUUAGUGGGGAUGCACCAUUUGACAUGUAUAGUGAUGAUGACAUGGAGGACGAUACUGUGGAUGAGUACGAAAAUAUCGAACGUGAAGAUCAAGUCGGUGAUGAGCCAAGUGAUGAUAUGUUGACAGAGUAUAGCGAUUCCGACUAA